AUGUCGAUUCGCAACACCUGGAACCGCAUGCUGCGGAGGACAUCCACAGGCUCAACCGCAUCAUCCAGCUCCUCCAACUCAGACUCAUCCAUCACACCCGCCUCAACAGCACCAUCGUCGCCGGGCUGGGGCCCCAGCACGACCUUCUCAUGGCUGGUCCCGAGCAGCAGCAAGAGCAGCAGCGGCUCGCCGACGUCAACACCAGCGGUGGCGACACAGCCUCUGCCGCACAGCAAGAGCGACAAAGAGAAGAAGAAGUCGAAAAAGUCCUACUACUCGUCAACAUCAUCCUCGAGUCACAAGAAGCGGGUGCACCCAUCCGAGAGGCCGCUCACCAAGGAGAACCUUCGGCACCAGGAGAUGUUUGCCAACUUCAGCUUUGGCGAGCCCGGCAGCUGCAACAGGGAAUUUAGCUCGCGACACUCGUUCGAGAGCGGCGUCAGCCCUUGCAGCUCGAGGCGGAACAGCUUUGCCUAUGCUUGA
Messenger RNA from Pyricularia grisea, 483 nucleotides. RefSeq lists its product as uncharacterized. Lineage: Eukaryota; Fungi; Ascomycota; Sordariomycetes; Magnaporthales; Pyriculariaceae. The transcript has a single exon. The record is from RefSeq and is a predicted model, not a curated record. The coding region runs from base 1 to 483 and encodes 160 amino acids.